CAGAGAUUCUUAGGUGUUGUCAUCGUUAGUUUGGUGUGUUUUACACUGGGCGGAUUGGCAGCAUUAACACGGUCACAAUGCGGCUUUAACGGCUACUGCGUUUCCUCUUUUCUACAUUGUUAAGGUUUGGUAACGCCUUUCUUUUUGAGUAUACAGAAGAAACACAGUUAAAUAUCAUCGGAAAUCGAAGAAUUACACAUUUCACACGACGGCUAGCUUAUAAGCUACUAGCUAACGCCUAGCUACCGUUAGCUAUGGAGGAGAAGAAGGAAGAGGGAGAAGCGGAGAUCCAGGAGCACGGCCCCGAGCACUGGUUCUCCAAGUGGGAGCGGCAGUGUCUAGCAGAGGCCGAGCGGGCCGAUCCAAACGAGGAGGAGACGGAACAAAGCCAACAGAAACUGUGGCACCUCUUCCAGAACUCGGCCACGGCGGUAGCUCAGCUCUACAAAGACCGAGUAUGUCAGCAGCAAGGCCUUUCUCUCUGGGUGCCCUUCCAGAAUGCAGCCACAGCUGUCACUAACUUGUAUAAAGAGAGUAUGGAGGCCCGCCAAAGGAGCUAUGACCUCGGCAUCCACUUAGGCCACCAGCGCAGGAAUAAGGAUGUAAUUGCAUGGGUUAAGAAGCGCAGAAGAACAAUCAGACGGGAGGACCUCAUCAGCUUCCUGUGUGGCAAAGUUCCACCUCCACGGACAGCUCGCGCCCCACCACGAGUUUCUAUGGUGUCUGCAAGCCGACCAUCACCCCCAGAGACGGGCAGCUCUGUGGAGACAGACCUGCAGCCUUUCAGAGAGGCCAUAGCACUGCAUGGCCUUAGUGGUGCCAUGGCAAGCAUUUCUGUGCGUUCAGGUCCUCCUGGUUCCCCAACUCACCCCGCCCAGUCCCUCAGUCGUCGUAGGAAUGGUCUUCAUGACGUAGACCUCAACACCUUCAUUGCUGAGGAGAUGGCGCUCCACUUGGAUUCCACAGCCAAUCGUAAACGUGGCCCCGCUCCCUGUAGUGAUGUCAUCACAGACUCACCGACUCAUAAACGUAAUAGGAUGCUCUGAACUUUUCCUACACCACUAAUCCCUCCUCUGUCCUCUCCUUGGUGGCCGACUGGACAGCUGAUGAGGACUGAUGCCUUGGCCAACCAUUGAAAUCUUCCUCCUUCUCAUCUUAGUUGCAAUGCUACAAAUAAAGAAACUUAACUAUUACCAAUCCACACAUUUAUUCCCUUCUUUUUAUUUUUCUUUCACCCCAAUCUGUUGUCUCACACAUCCUCUCCACAGUAGUUUUCUUUCCUGUUUGUUUGUUUGUUUGUUUGUUUGUUUGCCCCCAGUAGUAGAUCUGAUAGAGACGCGAGCACACAUCACACUUGAAAUCCUUGAAUUGCAGAAUGUUGCAUUUAGACAUUGUUUAUUUGGCUUGGCUUUUUUGUUCCUACAUCCCAUAAUCAGUUGAACCAGGCUGUUGCCUCCUGUUUGCAGUUCUCUUCCCCUCAUUCUUUGAGCAUACUUCCUCCUCCUCCUCCUUCUCUGUGGAGUGCUGGCCAAACCAGACAGGACUAAAACCCGGGCUCCUCAGGAGGUUGAACCACCUCCUCGCUGUGUGGCUCGCCUCAAAAUGCUUGUCAGCGUGUGUAUCUCAUUCUGCUGCUGCUCUGUGUGUUUGCGUAUCUGACAGCAGAACUGCCACUUACUGUGUUGUACUUGUCUUUGCCUUUGAGAAAGCUGCUACAGUAUCUCUGGUUGUUGUGCAACAGUGAGUGUGGGUGUGUGUGUGUGUGUGUGUGUGAGUGUUUGUAUGUGUGCUUGUGGAUGCAGGGUUCUGGCAAAUCCAGCACCCACUUGACCGAAUUAUUUCCUGUUUUCCUUAAAUUCAUCCUAUUAUUUUUCUUUAGUUGCUCUUUGCAGCCCAAAGCAGGGUUUUAUCACAAAGCAGGUCACUCCACUUUACACAGAUAAUGGUGACUAUUAUUAGUCAGUUAGCUGACACUUAGUGGGAUGAAAAGAAAUGCAAGAUGUGCUUUUGGCAAAGAUUUGCUUCAGUACACAUCCUGCAUUUUUAUUUGCAAGUUUCCAAUCACACUGUUGCUCAUAGGUAUUAUCAUGUUUACAAUGCAAAUAUUAAGUUUCCCUCCCACAUUAAAAUACAUUUCAAUGAGUACCGGUUCUUGCAUUUUUGCAUCAAGAGCAGUAAGAGUGUUUUGAAGCUUGUAUCUUACCUACUUUAUGUUUACAUUUGGCCCUUUGAUAACAUAAACUGGUGCAUUGUCAUCAUUCUGCCUCUUGUAUUUAAGAGUUACACCACAUUUACACUUGUGAUUUCAGCUUUAAAGUAAAAAAAUCUACAGGGUGACAGUUGCCUGUGAACUAGUUGGGGCCGAUGGCAGUUGCAUUUUAUUUUGCUUAGCCAACUAAUGGACGAUUGGGUGUGAUGGUUCAGCAAGGCUUGGGACACUUGUUUUGCAAAUUUCACACACUGCUUUGUGAUACAAUCUUGUGUAAUGUGUGUAAAUAACAUGUAGGUGCUGUUAUAUGUGGUACAUAUUGUAAAAAGAAGUGCAAAUCCAUUGGGAUGUCCAUGUACAAUAACAAUUCUGACAUUAAAGAAAGUACAAGCGUU
Messenger RNA from Centropristis striata (black sea bass), 2604 nucleotides. It is a transcript of the gene hapstr1b, whose product is annotated as HUWE1 associated protein modifying stress responses b. The record is from RefSeq and is a predicted model, not a curated record. The coding region runs from base 255 to 1046 and encodes 263 amino acids. NCBI's taxonomy places the organism in Eukaryota, Metazoa, Chordata, Actinopteri, Perciformes, Serranidae. The transcript has 4 exons.